GGGGGGGGAGGUUUGCUGAGCUACUGGCACCGAGGCCCAGCCUCUCCUCUCCUCUGGUCCCUCUCCUUCCUAUGCUCCUCGCCCUUCUUUCCUUCCUCCGACGGCCCCCAGCGCUCUGGUGGCAGAGGCCUUGCCCACGCCCAGGCCUCACCUCAACUGCCCACGGGCCAAGCCUUGCCCUGCCCUGCCGGGGACCCCAGCCUCCAAACAGCCCGGGAGAAGGCUCCCGAGAUGCCGAUGCACUUCAUCUUCUCGGAUCAGGUGGUGCUCUUAUUUGACUUCUGGAAUGUCCACAGUCCUGCAGGGCUGGUGCUCUCGGUGCUGGUUGUUCUGCUCUUAGCAGUGCUGUAUGAAAGCAUCAAAGUCAGCAAGGCCAAACUGCUCCAUCGAGCCCUGCUCAGCUUCCCCAGAAAACUCAGCCAGCAGCUGAUAGAGGACUCGGACGGAGAGUCCGUCGCCUCAGACCUGGCUCAGAGCCACGCCACAAGCAGGUGGUUUCUGUGUCACUUUGGCCAGUCACUGCUCCACAUCGUCCAGGUGGUCAUCGGCUACUUCGUGAUGCUGGCUGUGAUGUCCUACAACACCUGGAUCUUCCUGGGAGUGAUCCUGGGCUCCACACUGGGCUACUUUGUGGCCUACCCCCUCCUCAGAGAGAGGUAGAGGGCCUGGGGUCUCCAAAGAAGUGGCAGAUGUCUCAAGCUCAGGAGCCCCGGCCCUCUUCCCCAACAGCUCACCGCUGUGCUUGGACCUGCCCCACGUCUGCCCGCUUCUAGCAUUGUUGCCGUGGAGGUGUGGCCAUCCUUCCCCUACACCUCCUGCCCUCGCCCGCCCAUCCACCAACCUCGGAGAAGCCCGUUGGACUGGAGCUGGCCCCCCUUAUCAGCCGCCACUCCCAGGUUGAGAGAUGCAGUGACUCAGAGAGGGGGGCAGGCCCCCGUGGAUGCGCUUCCCUCCACCUACCCUCCCUCUCUCUCCCCAUGAGGCAGGGUUUGAAGUUCUCCCAGCCAUUGCCCAAGGUCUGGUGGAAAGCUCGUGAGGCGUGCCCUCUCCACUGGGUUUUUAGCAACAGUCGGGCAGGAGAUGGGAUUCUGGCCCAACUCUGCCCUCUGCCACUGUGCCUUACCCUACAGGUCUGUUCUGCAAGGGAUACACCCCCAAGGUUGGUGAGGAUGGGGAGCUGACCAGCUCCUCCCACUGCUCUCACUUCUGCCUUUGGGCCUUCAGGGAGCCAGCUGUAUGCUGGGUUUGGGAUAAAACAAGACUGACUCUUCUAUACCAAAGGUGGAGCGUGUCUGGAAUCCGAAAAGCUUCUAAGUCUGUUGCUGGUGUGCGAGUGGAUCUGUAUUUUGGUACCUGACAAGUUUUCUGUAUUAAAAAUGACAAGACUUUUAACGGAAAA
This is a messenger RNA of Tachyglossus aculeatus (Australian echidna), 1399 nucleotides long. It is a transcript of the gene SLC31A2, whose product is annotated as solute carrier family 31 member 2. The transcript has 4 exons. NCBI's taxonomy places the organism in Eukaryota, Metazoa, Chordata, Mammalia, Monotremata, Tachyglossidae. Gene Ontology annotation, biological process: copper ion transmembrane transport. Bases 232 to 660 code for a protein of 142 amino acids. Gene Ontology annotation, molecular function: copper ion transmembrane transporter activity. The record is from RefSeq and is a predicted model, not a curated record. Gene Ontology annotation, cellular component: membrane.